GCUGGCCGUGUACCGCCAUGGCGCACAUCACCAUUAACCAGUAUUUGCAGCAGGUGUGUGAAGCAAUUGACAACAGAGCUGGACGAUCGUGUGCAGAGUUGGUAUCAUUUCAGCACCCUCAUGUUGCGAAUCCACGGCUUCAAUUGCCCUCUCCAGAAGAGAAGUGUCAGCAAGUUUUGGAACCCCCAUAUGAUGAAAUGUUUGCAGCUCAUUUAAGGUGUACUUACGCAGUGGGAAACCAUGAUUUCAUAGAAGCAUACAAAUGCCAGACUGUGAUCGUUCAAUCAUUCCUGCGAGCAUUUCAAGCUCACAAAGAAGAAAACUGGGCUUUGCCUAUCAUGUACGCAGUAGCACUUGACCUUCGAAUAUUUGCCAAUAAUGCAGAUCAGCAGUUGGUAAAGAAAGGAAAAAGCAAAGUUGGGGACAUGUUGGAAAAAGCAGCUGAGUUAUUGAUGAGCUGUUUUCGAAUCUGUGCCAGUGACACUCGUGCUGGAAUAGAGGAUUCUAAGAAGUGGGGGAUGCUGUUUCUGGUGAAUCAGUUAUUUAAGAUUUACUUUAAGAUCAAUAAACUCCAUUUGUGUAAACCUCUAAUUAGAGCAAUUGACAGCUCAAAUCUGAAAGAAGAUUAUAGCAUUGCACAGAAAGUUACGUACAAAUACUAUGUUGGACGCAAAGCUAUGUUCGACAGUGACUUUAAACAAGCUGAGGAGUACCUGUCGUUUGCCUUUGACCGAUGCCACCGCUCAAGUCAGAGGAACAAACGGAUGAUUCUCAUCUAUUUGCUUCCAGUGAAAAUGCUGCUGGGUCACAUGCCAACUAUUGAACUCUUGAGGAAGUACCAUCUUAUGCAGUUUGCCGAAGUAACUAAAGCUGUAAGUGAAGGCAAUCUCCUACUACUGAAUGACGCUCUGACAAAGCAUGAAACCUUUUUUAUUCGCUGUGGCAUUUUCCUUAUUCUUGAGAAACUGAAGAUCAUCACCUACAGGAAUCUUUUUAAGAAAGUGUGUUUGUUACUGAAAACACACCAGCUGUCUCUAGAUGCUUUUCUCGUUGCCUUGAGAUUCAUGCAAGUAGAAGAUGUGGAUAUUGAUGAAGUCCAGUGUAUUCUGGCUAACCUCAUAUAUAUGGGCCACAUUAAAGGCUACAUAUCCCAUCAGCAUCAGAAGCUAGUUGUGAGCAAGCAAAACCCGUUCCCUCCACUCUCAACAGUGUGUUGA
Molecule: messenger RNA, 1217 nt
Organism: Chrysochloris asiatica (Cape golden mole)
Lineage: Eukaryota; Metazoa; Chordata; Mammalia; Afrosoricida; Chrysochloridae
Gene: PCID2
Product: PCI domain containing 2
Exons: 14
Coding region: 18-1217 (399 amino acids)
Biological process (GO): post-transcriptional tethering of RNA polymerase II gene DNA at nuclear periphery; transcription elongation by RNA polymerase II; poly(A)+ mRNA export from nucleus
Cellular component (GO): transcription export complex 2
Molecular function (GO): RNA binding; double-stranded DNA binding
Source: RefSeq, a predicted model, not a curated record